This is a messenger RNA of Paraphaeosphaeria sporulosa, 1392 nucleotides long. RefSeq lists its product as uncharacterized. The record is from RefSeq and is a predicted model, not a curated record. NCBI's taxonomy places the organism in Eukaryota, Fungi, Ascomycota, Dothideomycetes, Pleosporales, Didymosphaeriaceae. The transcript is spliced from 3 exons. The coding region runs from base 49 to 972 and encodes 307 amino acids.
ACCUCCUUCCUUCCUCGGAAAAUUUGCAAACCUCCCAUCAGACUCAACAUGAAGUUAACGACAGUCCUCGGCUCCAGCAUCGCCCUCAUUGGCGCUACUCGCGCCAGCCCUCUCCUAGCAGCUCGUCAGGGUUCCUUCAAAUUUGAAUGCAAUGGCCAACAGUUUCCGAAGCUCGCCGACUGCGACGCCCUUUUCCAAACCUUCACUGACGGCACGAAAACCUACACGCACCCUGACGGCGGCAACAUCCUCUCCCUUUACCUAAGCGACCAGAGCGACUGCCAAAUCGACGUCUCUUUCUGGGACCAGUCCUACACUGUUACUGAAAACCAAAUCUACAACGGGAUAAACGGCGUCAAGACGACCUGUUUCCCUGCUGGCACCGGUGGUGCAGCGAACGAAGUCGGCGGCCGCUUCAGCAUCGCUGUUAGGAACAACCCGAACUACGAUCCACCGGACAACAAGAAGCGCACUGUUGCCCGGUCUGCAGCCAGGACUAUCUCCGUACCUAUGGGCGAGAAAGGCUCAAUAAUUGAAGUUGUGGCCAAGCGUGCUGAUGGCGAUACGUCCUUCUCGUAUGGUGUGCACACCACGAACGCCAAACCCGGAGACAUGAAGCACAACAUUGGUGACGGCCUCCCCGGUGGCUCAACAUGGGAAUGGUCCUCAGAGAAGAGCGUUACUGAUCACGUUUCGUUCUCUACAUCUGUGUCUGCUGGGAUCGAGGGCAUCGUGUCGGCGUCUGUUGGUACCGAGAUUUCUCAUGAUGAGACGUUCACGAGUGGACAGACGACAACGAUCACAAUCAAGUGCGAUGAUAACCAAUACGGACAGGUCUACUUCCAGGGCUACGCCGAGGUCUGGCAGGGCGUGUUGCUGCCUAGCGGCGAUCAAUUGACGGUCACGAAACCCCAGGUCAACUCUGAUGGGAGCACAGCUGGAUUUUACCAGUAUGACUGCAUCUCCAAAUAGCCGGGACAUAUCACUCUGAGGGUCAUGGGGCAUCUGUUUGUGUUCUGAUUUUGGGUCCGUGGGUUUUGUUGCUGUUUGAUCUGUUUGGGUCAUUUUGAUUAGAUUUACUCUUUGGCAUACCACGCUCACUUGUUUUACUUCUACUUAGCUUGGCUUUCAUAUGUAUUUUGACCUUCUUCUCUGCUAGACGCAAGAUGUAGAUGGAUCAAAAACCAGGUGCUAUCGUUGAGAAAGUGCUUGUAAGGGAGGCCCCAUAGAUGUCGUACACCCGAUCUUUCGUAAACGGAGAAGAUGCCGUAUAGGGCCCUCAAUCAAUCGCUCUCGGGUCUUGCUAGUUUCCGCGUGGAGUAUUCUUUGAUGAAAACGAGUGGUCCAAGUCUAGAUGUCAAGAAGCGUUCAAACGAGAAAAUGCAGUCGAAG